CCAAGGCCCGCAUUGUUAAGAACCAGCGAAAAAGAAAAUGGCGGCAGCAGUAGGAGUUCCAACCUGUCACCGGCUCCACCUCCUCCUCCACCUCCCACCACCACCACCACCACCAUAUUCUUCCUUCUCCCUUUUCCUCAAACCCCUUGUUACCUCCACCACCACCACCACCAUUGCAUUCACGCAUCUCCACAUCCCACGCCGUACACUUAUCUCCCAUUCCCUUCCUUCCUUCUCGUCUCGCCCUCUCUCCUUCUGCCUCCCUCCCACCGCUCCCCACUCUCCACCUCCCCCAAGGCCUCUUUACAAGAAGAAGCACAAACCCAACAACUCGAAAUUCCAGAAGAUAAUAAUAAUGGUGAAGAAAUUGAGAUCGAAAUAGAGAACUCGGAUAAUAAAGAGGAUGGCCAAGUGAGUUCGGAUCCUACACCUGCUCUGAAGAGAGAUGGGGUGAAGCCGCCGACGCUGACGGUGAAAGAAAAGAAGGAACUUGCUUCUUAUGCUCACAGCUUGGGGAAGAAGCUUAAGUCCCAGUUGGUGGGGAAGUCCGGCUUGACAGCCAGCGUCGCCGCUUCUUUUAUAGAGAACCUUGAAUCCAAUGAGCUUCGCAAGGUGAAAAUUCACGGGACAUGUCCUGGUGAGCUAGAGGAUGUCGGUACACAAUUGGAGGAAUCAACUGGUUCAGUUGUGACGAAAGACAUAAUCGAGACCCACAUCGAUGGAAUACCGUAAAAAAAGAAGAAAUACCAAGAAUGAAUGGGCGUGACAGCUGAGGAAGAACCAGGGUCUAAGAAGGUUCUGGGGUAAGGUGUCCGGUGUCCUUGCAUUUAACUUUAAAGCUAUGCAUGUUUUGGAUACUAUGGAAUUUUUGUAGCAAAGUCCAAAUUUGAAUUGAAAAAGAACUAAGACAAAAGGAAAAGAAAUUUAAAGUGGAUACGUGCGGUAUGAUAUCGAGGACAAAAACUCGAAUUGUUUGACAAAAUUAGGAUGAAAAGUUGAUGAGCUCAGUAGCACAGAGAGGUGCUUGCAAUAUGAUGAUGCUUUUGUACUUGUA
Messenger RNA from Malus domestica (apple), 1054 nucleotides. RefSeq lists its product as uncharacterized. The record is from RefSeq and is a predicted model, not a curated record. Gene Ontology annotation, molecular function: RNA binding. NCBI's taxonomy places the organism in Eukaryota, Viridiplantae, Streptophyta, Magnoliopsida, Rosales, Rosaceae. Gene Ontology annotation, cellular component: chloroplast.